AUGGAAGAAGAGAGGAUUGGGCUCCUGAAACUUAAAGAUGCAUUCAAGAAUAUGUUAUUUUGUAGUUCAUGGGGUGGUGAAGAGAGUGAUUGCUGUUUCCAAGGAGUGCUUAGAUUGAAUAAAUUACAAGAUUUGAAUUUAUAUCCAAAUGAAUUCACAGAAUUCCCAUCCUUGGGUGGGCUACCAUCUCUUACAUCCCUAGAUCUUGCAUCUAAUUUUUUGAAGAACUCAAACAAUUUUGAAGAGUUAACUACUUUGAGCAAUUUGGAAGUGUUGAAGCUGGGCAAUAAUUUGAUUACCAGUGAGAUUGCAUCCUCUAUUGCACGCCUCACCUCUCUUAAGACCUUAUCUUUAGCAGACAAUAAACUAAAUGGCUUGUGGCCAGUUGAACGCAUGUGCAAAUUGAAGAACCUUGAAGAGUUGGAUCUUUCUGCAUGUGGCCUAGAGGGAAAGCUUCCUCCAUGUCUCUGCAAUUUGACAUCCAUCCGUUCACUUGAACUUUCGAAAAACAAUUUCAAUGGAACUAUUCCUUCAACCCUCUUCUUUAGUCUCAAGUCACUUGAGUAUGUUUCUCUUUCUGAAAAUCUUUUUGAAGGCUUGUUCUCAUUCAGCUCACUUGCUAACAACUCCAUACUAGUGGUCUUUAAACUUGCAAGUCAUAACAAUCUUUUAAGGGUGGAGACAGAGAUCCCACGUAUGUUCCUUCCUCCAGUUAUCAAAUUGUACUCUCAACGAGCCACAUGGAACUAUACCAAGCUUUCUCUUAAAUCAAUAUGA
Messenger RNA from Camellia sinensis, 777 nucleotides. NCBI's taxonomy places the organism in Eukaryota, Viridiplantae, Streptophyta, Magnoliopsida, Ericales, Theaceae. The record is from RefSeq and is a predicted model, not a curated record.